Messenger RNA from Hypanus sabinus (Atlantic stingray), 2401 nucleotides. RefSeq names its product carcinoembryonic antigen-related cell adhesion molecule 4-like. The record is from RefSeq and is a predicted model, not a curated record. NCBI's taxonomy places the organism in Eukaryota, Metazoa, Chordata, Chondrichthyes, Myliobatiformes, Dasyatidae. The transcript is spliced from 5 exons. The coding region runs from base 500 to 1021 and encodes 173 amino acids.
AAUCUCUGUCUCCCUCUUCCGGAUAUACAUCUCAUUGCCGUCAACAUACAGCUCAUUACAAUUGAAUUGAAAAGAAGAGUUAUUAAAGACGACCUUCAGUUUUGAAAAUAAUCUUCAUAAUAUUAGAUAAGGAAAAAAAACACGUCCAAAAAAAAUUCUUGAAAUAUUUGCACAGAAGAAAAACAAUCGCCAUCUUUAAAUUAUCAAAUCUAUCUUUAAAACGUAAAGACACCCAGAUAAUUACUUAAAAAUUCUUAGCAAAAGGAUACGAAGCAAGAAAGCAAUUAGUUCAUUGCUGUAAACAGAAAAAAAAAUUCUGGAUGGCUCAAAGUCUUUCGACAGUUCCCUCGCUAUGUCUUCUGAGGUUAAAACCAUCCAAACCAGUCUAUUUCAGAGAUCAAGGUACAUUUUAAGAUCCACCAGCAGGUGGAGGUUUCCUGCGCCAGGAUAGAAGUGUAAGCAAGAAGACGACAAUCAAUAAUCGUCAGUCAGAAUCAGAAUGGACACAGGUGAGUCUCAGCAUUUUACCAUCAACGUAGAGCACAGGAAAAUAUCUGCAACUGUUGGGGGAGAUGCACUGUUGUCCGUGUGGCCGUCGGGGAAGAUCUCCAGUGGAAGCUGGACCUUUAACGGGAAAACAGUCUGUCAGUGGAUUGGUCAACUCGUGUCUAUUGAUAAUGCUUAUACAUCGCGAACUGAACUAAUCACCUCCAACGGGUCACUGUUGCUGAAGUCAGUGAACAAGUCAGACAGUGGGGAAUACCAUGUAAACAUGGUUCCAGUUCGUGGCCCACAAACCUUAGUGACCGUCACUCUUGAAGUCACUGAAGAAAUUGUACCACCUCCAAGCAGUUUGUCACGUGGAGCGAUCGCCGGGAUUGUGACUGGAGUCAUUGCUGGAGUGGCACUUGUGAGUGGAGUAGUUUCCUGGCUCAUCAAGACAAUGACAAGCAACCACAAAACAAAGGAUGCAAUUGAAUAUCAUUCAGAAAGAAAUGUCAGACUUCUCUCCCUCUACUAAAAUGAGCGACAUCCUGAUCAUCAACCUCCACAACCCACCUCUGCCUGAACAAAACGGGUCAAGAACAUCGAACCCAACCCCCAAAAAAGUCCCUUCCGACACAAAUACGGAGGAGCUGGUGUCACCAUUGUAGAGGAGGGCGCAUCAAGAGCACUGGACAUAAUAGACCACCUGAAAAGAUUUCACGGUCAAUUGUUUUCUCAUUUGCAAGGAUUUUUUCGACAAUGGGGAGGGUUCAGCCAUCCAGUUCUUUCGUGGUGACAACACUGAACUCAAUAUCAACUACAUCCACAAACAAAAUGCUGGUGGAACACAGCAGGCCAUGCAGCAUCUAUAGGAAGAAGUACAGUCAACGUUUCGGGCCGAGACCCUUUGUCAGGACUAACUGAAAGAAGAGAUAGUAAGGGAUUUGAGAGGUGGAGAUCCGAAAUGAUAGGAGAAGACAGGAGGGUGAGGGAUGCAGCUAAGAGCUGGAAAGUUGAUUAGUAAAAGGGAGACAGAGCUGGAGAAUGGAAAGGAUCAUGGGACGGGAGGCCUAGGGAGAAAGAAAGGGGGAGGGGAGCACCAGAGGGAGAUGGAGAACAGGCAAAGAGUUCUCCAUCUCCCUCUCCAGGGAAGUCCUCUUCACCGCACCCCCUCCUGUCUUCUGCUAUCAUUUGGAUCUCCACCUCUCAAAUCUCUUACUAUCUCUUCUUUCAGUUAGUCCUGACAAAGGGUCUCGGCCCAAAAUGUUGACUGUACUUCUUCCUAUAGAUGCUGUCUGGCCCUCUGUGUUCCAAGAGUGUGUGUUGCUUGUAUUUCCAGCAUCUGCAGAUUUCCUCGUAUCAACUACGUCCAAGCCACUCUGUGCGAACAGUAAUGUCUAGCAAACUUAAUUUCACUCAGCCAUCAGCUGUCUGAAUGGUUCAGUGACUUUAAAGGGAAGAGACAUUUAUGGUACAUAAUUUCAGUGGUAGUUUUUCAGUAAACAAAGACUGUUGACUGAUAUGUCUCGCCACUCGCUGUUAAAUGCAUCUCUCCCUUAUUAGGGAGAGCAGGAGCUUGUGGUGUGCAGAAAUGUUGGGUGAACGAGUAGUUUUAAUGGUAAAGCAAGUUGGUGUCUUUAUUGAUGCUUUGCUGCACACUUGAGUGCUCAGUGGAGGGUGCUGAUGCAUUUUUUUGCCUGUGGGGGUGUCAUUGCUUUACUUGUGCUUUGGGGGGAGUAUCCGGGGAUCUUUGGUGUUCUAAAGUUUUGACUGACAUCCAUUCUUUGGGACACUUCUUUGUGUGGAUGUCUGCGAAGACAAAGAAUUUCAGGACGUUUAUUUUAUACAUUCAUCUGAUAUUAUAUACAGCCAUUGAACCUAUUAGACCUAUUGAAUAAACUGUGUGUGGACCCUG